This is a messenger RNA of Funneliformis geosporum, 405 nucleotides long. The record is from the annotation of a GenBank genome assembly. NCBI's taxonomy places the organism in Eukaryota, Fungi, Glomeromycota, Glomeromycetes, Glomerales, Glomeraceae.
GACGUGAUUAAAAAGCUUGCCUACGAAAUAUUCUAUGAGCAUAAACAAUUAUCUGAACAACAGAUAAAAGAACGUUUUAAAGAAAAAUUAGACAGUGAUGAACAUUACGUUGAUUUUCUCCAGAAGUCUAAUGAAAGAGGUUUAACCUUUGAUGAGUUGUGGAACAGAAAAAUGUAUUCCUCUAUAAGUACUAAAGAGUUAAAGAAAAUUUGUGAUCGACAUUUGCCUAUCGAUCCUGAAGAUGUGCAAGCUGACACAUAUAUUUCUCUAAUAAUUAAAUCCAUUUUUACGGUUGAAAAAGAACUUAUACAAUUAAAUGGGUUUGGGUUCAUGAUAACUGACACUGAAAUGGACUCAGAUGUAUACGAUCAUUAUUCUGCGGUGUAUUUGCCUUCUAAUCAAUUG